Messenger RNA from Penaeus vannamei (Pacific white shrimp), 4509 nucleotides. The record is from RefSeq and is a predicted model, not a curated record. Lineage: Eukaryota; Metazoa; Arthropoda; Malacostraca; Decapoda; Penaeidae.
UAGAAUUUUCGUCAGUGUGUCAUUGGCAGUGGCACGGGAAAGUUAUAGAGACUCGUACAACGCAGUCUCCUUCACUCCCACCUCGGCGGAAGAAGUGGUAAAAGCAGCCACUGAGACUUCUGACUGGUGAUUUACACUCUUACUUAGCAACAAUGUCGGUGAUCGGAAUCGAUUUCGGGAACGACGGGUGUUACAUUGCCGUUGCGAGACAGGGCGGCAUCGAGACCAUCACGAAUGACUACAGUUUACGCUCCACACCAUCAUGUGUCGCUUUUGGGGAAAAGAACCGCAUUCUGGGUGUCGCUGCCAAAAAUCAGAUGACCACCAAUAUGAAGAACACUGUGCAUGGAUUCAAGCGACUAUUAGGCAGACACUACAGGGACCCAAAAGUGCAGGCUGAAAUUGCUCCACUUCCUUACAAGACUGUUGAAUUACCAGAUAGAAGUGUUGGUAUUGCUGUACGAUACUUAAAUGAAGAACAGACAUUUUCAGCCUUACAAGUUACGUCAAUGCUUUUCACGAAGUUAAAACUAACAGCAGAACAGGCCCUUGGCAUCAAGGUUAACGAUGUUGUUAUUGGGGUAAGUAAGAAUAUGGACAUUAUCCGGAUGCUUCACUGCCAUAAUGUGGUUCAAGAUAUGGGCUUUACACUUACUUGGGUGGCCAGUCUGAUGGAUAUGUGGAUUGUUGGCCGGGUGCACUCGAACAAUCAUGUUAUACUGGUCACUGCAUUCAGAAAUAGGAUCCUGAGCAUCGAAAUAGCGUCCUUCCUGGAGCCAAUUCUCUUCCAUGCUUUGCAAUUGUGGGGAGUCGUUCUCGUCACCCAGGCCUUUAACCAAAAUGCUCAUGACAGUAUGUCCACGUUACCCAAGCCCACAGCCAAGUUUUCCCUUGAAGACAUGUUCACAUCAUCUGCCUGUCAAGCAAAAUUUUUUCAUGAUGUAAUGGUCAUGGCAUCCAAUGCAGAGGGCAAUUUUUGUUAUAAACUAAGAAUCAAAUACAUUUUUGUGGGGCUCCAUAUCAUAUAUACUGAGCUACAUGAAACUAAGAUAGGCGGUAACAUGAGCACUCUCACCCAUUAUGACACUGGAAAAAAGGUGCAUCGUUUAGGUGUGCUCGAGCUACACAAGCGCCGUAGCGCGCACUAUUGGUAUCUUAUAAGCGCACAUGCUGAACCUGUCACAUCACCUGAGAUGAAGCCAAGUAUAUGUCGUGUCUUCGAGAGUAACCUGUCUACAAGUAUUGAGGUCAUUGACAGCUUGGUGGUCAGACUAUUUACUAAGUCUCUGUCUUCGAAGCUGGUCGCCACCCGAGGUCCUAGUGAGGUUAAAAUAGCCUCACUUCGAUUUAGCAUCCACCACGUAGCAUGUGGUCAGACCCCAGAAGGAGGAAUCCCAGUCAUAUAUAUUGAUCUUAUGAGUAUCACCAGAGAGUAUAAUAUAUAUGACAUAAGUUAUGAACAUAGUGUUGCACUCUCAUUUGGUGGUACCACAAGAAGGUCCUCUGUUUUUAGGACUGCCAUGGAAAGUAUGGCAGAGUCGCUGUUCAAUCGUGUUGAGAUCACGCUGCAGACGUGCCUGGCUGAUUCCAACCUCAGGCUAGAUGACAUUUAUGGUGUUGAAGUUGUUGGUGGAUCAACCCGUAUCCCGGCCAUUAAGCAAUUGAUUGAGAAAGUGUUCAGGAAAACACCCUCAACCACACUCAACCAAGAUGAAGCAGUGGCAAGAGGAUGUGCCUUGCAGUGUGCAAUGCUCUCCCCUGCUUUUAAGGUACGAGAAUUCUCAAUAACAGAUGUGCAGCCGUACAGUAUUCGAUUAGUUUGGCAGGAUGAGUCUGGCCAGGAGGGUGAUAUGGAAGUGUUCCCAAAGAAUCAUCAGGUACCAUUCUCAAAAAUGCUGACCUUCUACCGACGGGAACCAUUCACACUUCAGGCUCAGUACACUGAUCCCGCCUCUUUCCCAGAUCCUAUUAUUGGCAAUUAUACGAUACAGAAAAUAGCUCCGGGACCAGAGGGAGAGUGCCAAAAGGUCAAGGUGAAAGUCAGGGUCAAUUUGCAUGGUCUCUUCACCAUAGCUUCAGCAACUCUGACUGAAAAGAAGGAGGCAGUGGAGGAACCUGCAGAAAAUAUGGAAACAGAGGAAAAACAGAAGAAUUCUGGGGAAGGUGAUGCAGCAGCUCAAGGAGAGAAUCAGAAAACCCCAGAACAGGAAGGUGCUCCAGAUCAGAAAAUGGAGACUGACAAGCCAGCAGAAGGAGCACCUCCAGCAAAGAAUGAAGGUGGAGAAAAGAAGGUCAAGAACGUUAUGAAAACUGUAGAGCUUCCCAUCAAUGAAGUCAGUAAGUCGCAUAGUGCCACUGAAAUGAACAAUUUGGUGGAGAGAGAAGCUCAGAUGGUCCAGGCAGAUAAGCUAGAGAAUGAACGAAUUAAUGCUAAGAAUGCUGUGGAAGAAUAUGUGUAUGACAUUAGGGGUCGUAUUUAUGAAGAAUUGGAAAAGUAUAUCAGUGAAGGCGAUAGAGAGAAGCUAGGCCUUAUGUUGGAAGAUACCGAGAAUUGGCUCUAUGAAGAUGGCGAAGACUGCAAGAAGCAAGUCUAUUUGGAUAAAUUAACAGAACUAAAGAAACAUGGCGAGCCAAUCAAGGACAGGAAGCGAGAACGAGAAGAACUUCCCAGGGCAUUUGAAAGCCUAUUAAGUUCCAUUCAGCUGGCACGCAAGGCGACAGAACAGUUCCGUAGUGGGGAGGAGAAGUAUAGUCAUCUCGAAGCUGCUCAGGUGGAAAAGGUUGAGAAGGCAAUUACCGAGAAGCAAGAAUGGGUAGACAAAAAUAUGGGAGCAUCUGCAUCGACUCCUCUGCAUGUAAACUUGCCAAUUUCUGCAAACCAAGUGAAGUCAGAGAAAGGAACCUUUGAAGCUUUGGUUAAUCCAAUUAUUAACAAGCCAAAGCCCAAACCAAAGGUGGAGGAACCACCCCCAGCAGAGAAGAAAGAAGGAGAGGAGGACAAGAACGCGGGAGAACAGACGAAUGGCCCUAAGAACAAUGAGCAGCAGCAGUCCAGUGAAAAGCCAACAGAACCAAUGGAUGUUGAUUAAUGCGAUAUCAUGGAUAUGGGAAGUUACAGGGAUUAGCUAGGGCUGCUCUUCUGCAGUAUUGCCUGAGAAGAAAUGUGUUGACGUCAAGACAUGGGAUUCCCUGAAUAAUGCUUUGUUUGUAAUGUUUUGUUUGAUAAGUUGCAGGGUUACCUUCCAUUUACGAACAGUAUAGCAUUGACAACAGCACCUAAUCUCAUAAUUUCAAAUCUUGGUCUUAAUCACCGCUUAAUUCUUAGUGUGAACAUAAGGUCAUACUAUGUCAAGUAGAGUAGAAAUUGCAGAUCAUGAAAUACCAAUUGAUUACGAUGUCAAUGUCACGAGGGUAUGUACCACUGCUUGAACUGAAUUAGGCAUUGGCCUAGGGCUUCAUGUCCAGUAAUAGUACUAUUUUUUUUCUCUCUUUUUAAAUAUUUUUUUUUUCCUCAAACUUUUUAUGUAUUGAGGGAUUCUGGUGAUACAAUGUGCCCCUGUCCAUAGUAACUGGUAGGUGUAGCAAUGACUUUAUAAAGUAUAGCACAUAGUUAAGUUAGUAGAGUGGAUGUCAUAGCAAUGACUAUGUCAGAAGAAGCAUUAUUAAUAUUUGUACAUAAUCAUACCCUCUGCUAGACAUAGAUCUCUAACUUCAUAUUGAAGUUUUUUCUUCUUUUUUGAGUCAGGAUCAAUUAAGUUGUCAAUCUACGGCAUCAGGCUUCUCAUGUAUUGCUGUAUGUGUAAAAUCAUCUCAUUGUCUGAUUUAAAAGCUCAUGUUCUUCAAGCGAGAAAGAUUUAAACAAUAAGACUGUCCAGUAAAUCAUUGGAGUUUUAUUUCUUUGGUUUUGUCCAUGAGAUCAGUGAAGAUUUUCCCCCUUUUUUUUUUUUUUACAUUUCCAGUUUUGUUUGAUACUUCAUAGAAUUUAUUUUACAGUGAUGUUGAAGUGGAAAAGUCCUGCUAGCAAAGAGCAUAUUAAUUUUCACUACAUUAGUUAAAGGAAAGAGAGUGAGUGAGUUACAAGGCCUCACUGAUCACUUGCUGUAAUCAUUCCACUGUAUUUGCUUCUGUGAAUGACUGUCUCAAAUAGUAAGGAUAAACCAACUUCAUCAACUGAGUCUCAUUACGACCUUUUCUUUCGCCAGUGGUAGAUAAGGGGGUUGGGAAAGUAAUAUCGAACAUCUAUAAAAGCAGAGAAAAGAGGAGGGUGUAUAAGACGUGUCACCAGGAUUUGUUUCUUUAGGAAAGUGUUUGAUUUGUUGUUAUAAAGGUCCUUCUAUGCCAUCGAUUAUCUUAUCUAAAUUAUAUAUUAAAAUUAAAAGAAUUACUCUAAAAUGGUUUGAAUGGAAUUUACGAUUUGGAGAGACGAAAUAGAAGAUGGUCUGCAAGUAUGACAAUACUACUAAACUUAAUAUGCUUGGUAUGUAAAAUAAAAAAUCAGGUAUAAACAUU